GUGGGCACAGGUGGGUGGCACUGGUGGGCACAGGUGGGUGGCGCUGGUGGGCACAGGUGGGUGGCACUGCUGGGCACAGGUAGGUGGCACUGCAGAGUGGCACAGGUGGGGGCACUGCUGGGCACAGGUGGGGGCACUGCUGGGAAUGGGUGGGCGGGGCUAGUGGGCACACAGCUGAUCGGAACUUGCGGGGGUCACUGCUGGGCACCGAUCAUCAGGGCACUGAUCAUCAGUGCCCUGAUGAUCGGUGCCGAUCCCCGCUCUGACAACUGCCGGUUCUCGGCAGUACUUUCCUCACGAUCUGACAGCGUGAGGAAAGUGCAGCCGAGAACCGGCACUUGC
Messenger RNA from Staurois parvus, 342 nucleotides. NCBI's taxonomy places the organism in Eukaryota, Metazoa, Chordata, Amphibia, Anura, Ranidae. The record is from the annotation of a GenBank genome assembly.